GGCACUGUAGAUGUUGAUCAUUUGAGGUUGAUGUUUUUCCAUAAUGUUUAUCAUGUUGUUCAAAAUCUGCCCCGACCUUUGCGCUUUAAUCUGUUGACUGAUGGCCUGGGCUAGCAUGUGAUGAUUCAUGAAUGUGCGGAAGUGGCUGCCCUGGGGGUUGGUUACGCCCACACAUCGGUCCUGUGCCAACGCGACGCACAACACUGCACUUAAGACUCUGCUGCGACAUGGGUAGGCUCGACGGGAAGGUGGCGGUCACUACAGCAGCUGCCCAAGGCAUUGGUAGGGCGACAACCGAGACAUUUGCAAGAGAAGGUGCCAGAGUUAUUGCAACGGACAUCAAUUAUGAGAAGCUGAAAGAGUUGGAAGGAGUGCCAGGCAUUGAGAUCCGCAAGCUGGAUGUGACUGACAAUGAAGCCAUCAAGGCGCUCGCUGCUGAGAUUGGUCACAUUGACAUUCUGUUCAACUGUGCAGGUUUUGUCUUCCAUGGAACCAUUUUGGAGACCGCCGAGAAAGAUUUUGACUUCGUCAUGAACGUGAAUGUGAAGUCCAUGUUCAACAUGAUAAAGGCUUUCCUUCCCAAGAUGAUGGAAAAGAAAUCUGGCAGCAUAGUCAAUAUGGCCUCAAUAGUCUCCAGUAUCAAAGGAACUGUUAACCGUUGCAUCUAUGGGACCAGUAAAGCGGCCGUGAUAGGGAUGACCAAAUCCGUUGCCUGCGACUUCAUUAAGGACGGUAUUCGCUGUAACUCCAUCACCCCGGGAACGAUAGACACACCCUCGCUGCGGCAAAGGAUGGCAGCCUCGGGAGACGAAGAGAAGAGCCUAAAGUUUUUCUUGAGUCGCCAGCCUUCGGGCCGACUGGGGACAGCCCAAGAAGUGGCAAACAUUGCCCUGUUUUUAGCCUCGGAUGAGGCAAGUUUUGUGACCGGCGCAGAGUACAGAGUGGAUGGGGGAUGGGGCAUCUAAGUAACGCCCGUCACCAGCCUACUGUCUGGACACCAUGUCAUGUGUCACGUUCACUGCUGAAUUUUUUUUCGGGUAGGGUGAGGGAGAGGGGUACAAACAUUGUCAAGAUUUCAGUUCACUGCCUCCUCAGCAGUGAAGUUUACCACUGAUCCGCAACUCAUGGCAGGAUUUUUAAGAAAGGGUCAAUGGGAUUAUACUUUUAUUUUUCUUUUAAUUUCUACAAUGGGAAUAACUAAUGGAGGGGAAAUGAUUUGUUAAAAAUGUUUCUUAAAAUUCCAACUUCCACAUUGGAUACCCUUGAAGGGUUGAGAGAAAUCCUAAAACGUGCAGACUCCAUAUUCUAUACAAUUUCAAAGAUCACCAUUCAAAAAGAAAAAUAAAAUCAAAAGUCAAUUUAUUAAAUGCCCAGAAUAUCCUGUUAUUUCCUGAACUUUAAAAGAAGGCAAAAAAGAAAAACAUUUCAUUUAUUCAAUACUUAGCCACGUACCUCGAAAGAAGAAAGUGAUACAAACUUUUCUGUAGCUGCUUAGCAUAAAUGUUUGGUUACAGUAAAAUCAACACUGUAUAUAAGUAUGGAAAGGGGAAAUCGCUUACAAAAAAUCAAUUCAGAAGUUGUUAAACCAAGAUGUUGCUAAUGCUGACAGCCAUGCACUCCAUGUACGAAGUCAAGACAAAUAACUUUUGAAGCCUGUGAAAUUUAGUACCUAUCUUUGACUCACUUGUUCUUUAUUUUUGUCUUCAACGGUGAGAUUUCUGAGCUUUUCAGUUGAUUUUAGCAUUUCCUGUUUUGGAUUU
Molecule: messenger RNA, 1760 nt
Organism: Acanthaster planci (crown-of-thorns starfish)
Lineage: Eukaryota; Metazoa; Echinodermata; Asteroidea; Valvatida; Acanthasteridae
Gene: bdh2
Product: 3-hydroxybutyrate dehydrogenase 2
Cellular component (GO): cytoplasm
Molecular function (GO): oxidoreductase activity, acting on the CH-OH group of donors, NAD or NADP as acceptor
Source: RefSeq, a predicted model, not a curated record